Messenger RNA from Darwinula stevensoni, 3164 nucleotides. NCBI's taxonomy places the organism in Eukaryota, Metazoa, Arthropoda, Ostracoda, Podocopida, Darwinulidae. The record is from the annotation of a GenBank genome assembly.
ACGCAGUUGGGGCUUUCCAUCUAUAGAGAGAGCGAGGAGCUAUAUCGAUCACAGGGUUGAGAGAGAGUCCCGGGAGAUGGCAUCGUGUUAGACUGGAAAAGGAAGAGAAGGAAGAGAGGGACAUAGGAGGAAAGUGCAAGUAUUCCGAGGAUAUCCCUGAUGGGAUGAGUGAGAAAGGGUGCCGUGAUUGACUGAAUGUCAAAUCGUGUCACUCCGAAUCCAACUGGAGAAGAGGAAGCAUUCAGCUCGAUACAAGCUGUCGGAAUGCCUGACUACAAGGCCCAGGGCCCCUACUCGUCGCCAUCCAAGGCACCCGUCUUCAGAAGAGAGAGCAAUGUGAUCGGUGAACACUUCCAAUGCCGGAGAGGCUUCUCCCGCUUGAUGAGAAUUGAGCCAGCCCAGCUUUCGAGUUGAAGGGAAGGACUGCUACUGCUCGUGCGCCUUCCCUGCAGCAGGUGGAUUGCGUAAACGCUAGCGGAGACUUCAUUCCGUCUUUGUAGUCCCUGUGUCGGCCUUGCCCAUCUCCUUUGUGGUCUGCACGGGAAACGGAAGAGCCUUCCAGGACGGGAACGUCAAAGCGAGGACCGAGAUGGGUAACAAAAAAAAAAUCUAUUUGUGUCUGUGCGUUGUUUGGUAGAGGGCCCGGAAGAUCAUGCCAUGUAUAGAAUAGAAGUUGGAAGCACUCAACCCUUGGCACUUGGGAAGCCGUCGGCAACUGGUGACGCUGACGAGCCUGACGCGAGUCAAGGAAUAUGCGGGCUUAUCUUGACUGCCAUGUCCUUUCUUCUAGUCGUCUGCACAUUCCCAUUUUCACUCUGCGUCUGUCUCAAGGUGGUUCAGGAAUAUGAGAGGGCUGUCAUAUUUCGCCUCGGUCGGCUCAUGUCUGGCGGUGCGAAGGGACCAGGAAUCUUCUUCAUUCUCCCGUGCGUGGACAGUUACACGAAGGUGGACCUCCGCACAGCCGUGUUCGAUGUUCCUCCUCAGGAAAUAUUGACGAAGGACAGCGUGACGGUGAGCGUGGAUGCAGUGGUGUUCUACCGAAUAUCCAAUGCUACUGUCUCAGUGGCCAACGUGGAAAAUGCCCAUCAUUCCACUCGACUUCUGGCUCAAACCUCACUCCGGAACGUUCUUGGGACGAGGAAUCUUCAUGAGAUCCUCAGCGAACGAGAAACCAUCUCUGGGACCAUGCAAACUAAUCUGGACGAGGCCACGGACAGCUGGGGUAUCAAAGUCGAACGAGUGGAAAUCAAGGACGUGAGGCUGCCGGUUCAGCUGCAGCGAGCAAUGGCCGCAGAGGCGGAGGCUGCCAGAGAAGCAAGGGCAAAGGUCAUUGCCGCCGAAGGAGAGCAGAAGGCAUCCAGAGCCCUGAAGGAUGCGGCCGAUGUCAUCGCCGAAUCCCCUGCUGCUCUUCAGCUCCGGUACUUGCAGUCACUGCAAUCCAUCAGUGUGGAGAAGAAUUCCACGAUAAUAUUCCCGCUACCCAUUGACUUCCUCGCGCACUUUAUGAAACACAAGUAGAGGUCGAAAGAACGGUUCAAAGAAACCAAAGAAGUUGCACAGAUGCACUUUUAAGACGAUCUCUCCUUUUCUGAAUGAUCGGCGAUGGCAUGCCGUCUGUUUCCAACUGAUCUCACUUCCCUUUCAUUCUGUCCCUUGCAAGCACUAUUACAAUCACUUCAUUUUUUUUUGUCUCAUUUCUCAAUAAAUUUCCUGCGUGUAUCAAUAGCUUCUCCACUUGCACAGUGAUUUUUUCCCCAUACAAUAAAGCUGGAAAAAGAAACCCCACGUAGUUCCCUUGCAAACGUGCAUUUCAUUGGCACGAAAAUAAUCCUUUCGUAAAUCGUACUUGUUCAGGGAUAAACAAGUGGAGAAGCUACGAGGUACGAUGAGUGAUGUGAGAGAAUGAAUUUCUGUCAUUAUCUUUUUCCAGACCCUAAACGCCAUUUCCGCAGAGAAGAAUUCCACCAUUUUGUUUCCACUCCCCAUCGACUUUUUGUCGCACUUCAUUCAUAGAUAAAUUUCCCAAAGAAUGAGCUAUUUGUUGUGCGAAACCCCCUUUCACGCACCAAGAACCCUCGAGUGCAUCAUGGUGUCAUGCCGCAUGUGUUCUGCAUUGCUUCGUUGUUUCGGGAGGCUUAUAGAGUCCUGGAAUUUUAUUCACUUGUGUGCCAUUUUUCCCGGUUGGUUCUGUCAGCUGAAUCUGUUUCGUCUUACCACACCCUUUCCUUUGCCACCAGCUUCAUGUGAAUGAAUGACCACUCAAACUUCCUGUAAAGGAGAGUCAACGCUUACACAACAGGAACAUCUUGUGACCCUGAGUCCGAAAAUAGCUUUUGCACGCAUCUUUUUCUAUCGCAGUCAAUUCAUACAAGUGGGCCUCGGAAAUACGCGAUGUCUAGAUCGAGAGUCAAUCCCGUGAAUGUGUCAGUACUCUGGGCACAGAAUUCGGCUGUCUUGAUGGACUAAGAACACUGCCUCGGCGAAAGUUCCCCCCCCCCCUCUCAUAAUGCAUCCGAGUCACCUACCCGGGGAAGGCGAGUUCUCAACCCCAAAACAAAGUUCUACUGAAUGUCAGUCCUCCAUAAAUAGAAAAACACAUGGAAACCCUUGUUGUAUUAAAGUCAGUCCAAUUGGGGCAGCAUGCAUAUUUCAUUCAUCGGCAUCGUACCAGAUGUCACACAAUACUUGUCAUUCUCUUCAGAGCUGAAACCGUGGACAUUUUUUUUUGUUGCAAAGUUUCACUCCCAAUUAACCAUACUCAUCGGGAAGUUCUUGAUUGUGGGUGAUCCAAGGGGGCUGGUGUAUUGAACUGGAGACACCCCCGUUGAGUCGGUGUUUGGGGGACGACUUUCCUGGGACAAUUAGAGCGGAGCUCCCCAUGAUACCGAGUCCAAAUCCUCAAAGCGUCUGUUCAAAUGUUAAGUCACCCAGCUUUCGCUUUGCAGAAAAUGAGCGACCUGCUCUUUUGUCCAUCCCAUCAUAACAAGCAAUGGGUCUUGCAGUGGCUAUUCUAUGUUGUUUUACUCAAAGAGGCUAGCUACCAUUCGAAAUCACAGGCCAUCUUAGAUCACCUGCUAUCAAAUCAUUGCAAUUAUUACUGUGCAUGCAAUGUCACAAAAAAAAUACAACGGCUGUAAUAAAAAAAAAUUACGACCGUAGGGGGG